This is a messenger RNA of Phaeoacremonium minimum UCRPA7, 1755 nucleotides long. RefSeq names its product putative glycoside hydrolase family 47 protein. Lineage: Eukaryota; Fungi; Ascomycota; Sordariomycetes; Togniniales; Togniniaceae. Gene Ontology annotation, molecular function: calcium ion binding; mannosyl-oligosaccharide 1,2-alpha-mannosidase activity. The record is from RefSeq and is a predicted model, not a curated record. The transcript is spliced from 2 exons. Gene Ontology annotation, biological process: carbohydrate metabolic process; N-glycan processing. The coding region runs from base 1 to 1755 and encodes 584 amino acids. Gene Ontology annotation, cellular component: Golgi membrane; endoplasmic reticulum.
AUGGCUGCCAUUACUGGCCACCGUAGUAGGUCUGGCCGUUUGGUCAUCUUCGUGGCCAUUGCACUCGCUAUCUCUUAUUUCACUUUCAUUACGAGCUAUCCUUCCCGUCAAAAGGACGGCACUAGGCGGCGUCCCUUCACUUAUGUCCACAGCACCUUUGAUUGGGCCCAUCGACCAGAGAAACACCCCGUGGCAUCCUAUGAGCGGCUACCAUCUGGCAGUCCUCUGCAGUUGCGCAGAAUCCAGUACGAUUUCCAGGAUCAACAUGACACAAGACACUGGAAGGCACAGGAGAGACGCAGAAAGGUGGUGAAACAAACAUUUCAGAAGAGCUGGGAGAGCUACAGGGAAUACUCUUGGGGUUACGAUGAACUCUCGCCAGUCUCUCUUGGAGGGGUGGACACGUUCAGCGGCUGGGGAGCUACAUUGGUCGACUCGCUCGACGUCCUUUGGAUCAUGGACAUGAAGGACGAGUUCGACGAGGCUGCCCACGCCGUCGCCACUAUCGACUGGGACAACUCGACAGCCCUAGAAUGCAGUCUCUUUGAGACAAAUAUACGAUAUCUGGGUGGGCUUCUAGCAGCAUAUGACCUGAGCAAUGAAACUAUGCUCCUUAACAAGGCCGUUGAGCUCGGCCACAUGCUCUAUGCCGCCUUCGACACGCCAACUCGGAUGCCAAUCAACGCCUUCAAUUUUGAGAAGGCGAAGAAGGGUGAGCUUGUUGCCUCACCCAGAGAGGUAUCCGCCAGCAUUGGAAGUUUGUCUUUGGAGUUCACGCGGCUGUCUCAAUUAACAGGAGAUUUGAAGUUCUUCGAUGCCAUAAAUAAGAUCAAGAAGGAGCUGGCUCGUACUCAGGACUUGACCAAGCUGCCGGGGCUCUGGCCCACAUGGAUUGAUGCCGCCAAUGGCUUUCUAACCCCUGAUAGUUCGUUCACGAUUGGUGCCAUGGCCGACUCUCUAUACGAGUAUCUGCCUAAGAUGUACGCCCUACUUGGCGGUCUCGAUGAUGUGUACAAGAAGAUGUUCAAGAAAGCCAUGGAAACCACCAAGAACAAUUUGCUCUUUCGACCUAUGCUACCGGAUGAGGAGAAAGAGGAUAUCUUGUUCGCUGGUACGAUGUACUCUAAUGGAGUAACUACAGCUGACCGUAUCCCCGAGGGCCAGCACCUUGCUUGCUUCGCCGGAGGUAUGUACGCCUUGGGCGGCAAGCUUUUCGACAUCAGCGAGUAUGUGGAAAUUGGCGAGCAGCUUACCAAAGGCUGUGCGUGGGCGUACAAGUCGAUGCCGGUAGGCAUCAUGCCAGAGCAAUUCCGCAUGCUGGCUUGUAAGACACCCAACCUUGAGAGGUGUCCAUGGGACGAGGCAAGAUGGAAGAAAGAGGGGAGCAAGAGGUUGCCGAAGGGAUACGCCAUCGCCCACGAUACAAGAUAUCUGCUCCGGCCGGAGGCGAUCGAGAGUGUUUUCUUGCUGUACCGGAUGACCGGGAAAAGAGAGUAUCAGGACAUUGCCUGGGAGAUGUUUGAGGCUAUAAAGAAAGCCACUGAGACGCGGUUUGCUUACUCGGCAAUCAACGAUGUGACAAGGGGUGGUGUCAUCCAGAAGACGGACUCGAUGGAGAGCUUCUGGCUGGCGGAGACGCUGAAGUACUUCUAUCUGAUAUUCUCGCCUCCCGACUUGAUCAGUCUGGACAACUACGUCCUGAACACUGAGGCACAUCCAUUAAAGUUACCCAAGCCAAGCGGAAACAAUAUAUAG